GUAUGUCAACUGCAAGGAAGGUAAUGAGUGCUGUAAUGAAAGCAAUUAGAGUAUCAGAGUUUGGGGGUGAGGAAGUACUUAAGCUACAAACAGAUGUUCCAAUACCAAAGCCUCAGAUAAACCAGGUCCUUAUAAAGGUGUUUACUGCUGGGGUAAACCCUGUAGACACAUACAUCAGAUCAGGGGCAUAUGCAAGACUACCUGAGUUACCAUAUACACCUGGUAAUGACUGUGCUGGAAUUAUACAUGCAGUAGGGGACAAUGUCAAGCAGUUUACAAAAGGGCAGAGAAUAUACUGUAUGAGAGGCGAAGGAACAUAUGGAGAGUAUACAGUGUCGGAUGAGGAGUUUGUUCACCCUCUCCAUGACAAUCUCUCCUUCAGUCAGGGGGCAGCACUUGGAGUAGCCUACUUCACAGCCUACAGAGCACUAUUAAUAAGAGCAGCAGCUAAGCCAGGGGAAUCUGUCUUGGUACAUGGUGCCAGCGGUGGGGUUGGUCUAGCUGCUUGCCAGAUUGGCCAUGCAAGAGGUAUGAAGGUCAUUGGAACAGCAGGGUCAGCUGAAGGCAUGUGCAUUGUCAGUAGGAAUGGAGCAAGCAAAACAUUCAACCAUAAAGAAGAUGGCUAUGCAGAAAAGAUUAGUGAAUACACCGAUGGUGAAGGAGUGGAUGUCAUCAUAGAAAUGUUGGCCAAUGUUAACCUAGCAACAGAUCUCACAUUGCUCAAAACAAAUGGUAAAGUUGUGGUAGUUGGCAAUAGGGGAAGCAUAGAGAUCAAUCCAAGAUUAACUAUGGCCAAGGAGUCUUCCAUUAUGGGCUGCAUGCUCUGGCAAAUGUCAAAGUUGGAGAGUCAAGAGAUAGCUGCUCAGCUGGAAGUUGGCGCAGAACAAGGUUGGGUGAAGCCAGUCAUAGGAAAGGACUUUUCUCUCGAUCAGGCGCAGGACGCACACCAUCUAGUCAUUAACAAUAAAACGACCACUGGCAAAAUAAUAAUCAGUAUGCCAUGAAAUUGAUCUACAUGUAAUAUACUUUCAUUAUUUUAGAUAAACUUAUAGGCUUCAUUCAAAGUUUCAAAAUAUAGUCUUAUCAUCCAUCUACUUUCAUGCCUUGGAAAACUAUAUAAGACGUUUUCUGAAAAACUGUGAAAAAAAAGUUUUUUUUCACAUAUAACUUUCAAAUAUUUGAAUUUCCCACCAUUUUAGAAACCAAAGAUUUUGAGAUGAGUGUUAUCUGAGAGUUUUUUUCCCAAUGACUUGAGAGAAUUUCAUUGAUUUAUUGGGAUAACACAGACCCUUAUCACAGACAAUCCAGUGAUUGCACUCACAUUUUGGAAACACAAAGAUAUAGAAAGAAUGGACUGACAAGGCUGGGAAUAGCAGUUGCACUUUGUUUCGUAAAGUGUUCCUGGAAACGCAACGCCCAUGUCAAAGUGUACAACUUAUGUAUUGCAGUUUUGCACUGCAAAUUGCGCAUGCAGUAACUCCAUCAAAUAAUCAAAACAAUCCUGAUCGAUGUUCAGAUGAUGAGUCAACGAUGUCAGGAUCAUAUUGCAUGUAUGAGUUUUCUGAGCACCUUAAAAUACAUAGCUUUUAUUUUUAUAGAGAACACAUAUUUUGUAUUCCGUUUUAACUUUAGCUGCCUAUUUGACUCACUAUUCAUAUCUGUAAUAUUGAAAAACUCAUGCUUUAAAGGCCUCCUUACAUAUGACUCGUCAGACUUCUUGUGAAUUGGUUUCUGUUCUGGCGAUUGGGAAUAUAAACAUGCGAACCGAAGCACAACUUUGCGCAUUCUUCUUAAGCAGUGUCUGUAGCUUCCCGGAAGUUUUUUUUACAUAUACAGCAACGUGGGGCGUAGGAAGGUGUAAAUUCAACACUA
Molecule: messenger RNA, 1872 nt
Organism: Owenia fusiformis
Lineage: Eukaryota; Metazoa; Annelida; Polychaeta; Sabellida; Oweniidae
Source: the annotation of a GenBank genome assembly